AUGUGCACCGAAAUGGAGGCACAUUUGCCACUUAUUCCUCUGAGAAAAUGCCAGACUGCUCUCGAGAUUCGCAACACAAUGCCCUCACGUCGAGGUGAAGUACAAUCAAUGGUUUGUGUUUAUGCGAUUUUUCUUCUGCCAUUACCAGAAAGUUGCGAUAGAAUGCGUCCAGACGGCAGCUCCCCGGACACAUCCGCCGGUGAAUGUGGUUCUUUUCUCGCCAAAUUCGCCCAUUGCCCCCUCAUCAAUCACCAGAUAGAGGGCCUACUGAGGGCGAAUUUCAAUAUCUCCACCCAAAAAUACGACAUUCGCUUGGCAUGCUCAGAAAAAGGUUGCUUUGUCUGGCACCAGCUCAGACGAGUGAGAUAA
Protopolystoma xenopodis is the source of this 369-nucleotide messenger RNA. The record is from the annotation of a GenBank genome assembly. Lineage: Eukaryota; Metazoa; Platyhelminthes; Monogenea; Polystomatidea; Polystomatidae.